AUGAGGGAAUGGGGACCAGGUUUUAUCUACACAUGUGGCGGCACACUGAAAGGCCGAAAUGGCAGUAUAGAAUCGCCAGGUUUUCCCUAUGGCUAUCCCAAUGGAGCAAACUGCACCUGGGUCAUUGUUGGGGAGGAAGGAAGUAGAAUCCAGCUCAUCUUCUUGUCAUUUGCCAUAGAAGAAGAAUAUGACUUCCUGUCCUUGUAUGAUGGACAUCCCCAUCCUGCAAACUUCAGGACCAGGCUAACAGGCUUCCAGGUUCCUCCCCCGGUCACCAGUACGGGAAACGUCUUCUCUCUGAGGUUGACCAGCGACUUUGCUGUCUCCGCACAUGGCUUCAAACUCAACUAUGAAGAACUUCACAGUACAUCUUGUGGAAACCCUGGGGUCCCACCCAAAGCAGUGCUAAGUGGUGGCGGACGUUUUGCUGUAGGAGACCGUGUGCAGUACAGUUGUGUUCCAGGUUACGUCUUAGACGGCCACGCCACACUCACCUGCAUCACCAAUGCCGGAAACACCGCCGUCUGGGACUUUCCUGCUCCAAUUUGUCGAGCUGAGGACACAUGUGGGGGCACUGUGAGGGGCGGCAGUGGGGUGGUGACCAGUCCCGGUUACCCCGGCAACUAUGGUAACCAGGCCGACUGUACUUGGAUCCUAUUGGCCGAACCUGGAGACACCAUCUCUGUCAUCUUUACAGACUUCCAGACAGAGGAGAAGUAUGACUACCUGGAAGUGGAGGGAUCUGAACCACCAACCAUUUGGUUGUCAGGCAGUAAUGUUCCCUCACCCAUCGUUAGCAACAAGAACUGGCUCCGGCUGCAUUUUGUGACUGAUGGCAACCACCGUUACCGUGGUUUCAGCGCACAUUAUCAAGUGAAGCGAUCGGUAGAUUUUAAAUCGCGGGGCGUUAAAUUAUUCCCCGGCAAAGACUCCAGCAACAAGUUCUCAAUAUUAAAUGAAGGUGGUGUCAGACAGGCGUCCAACUCCUGCCCUGACCCAGGAGAGCCAGAGAAUGGAAAACGCCAUGGCAACGACUUCAGCAUUGGCAGUGUGGUGCAGUUCAGUUGUGGAGAAGACUAUGUUCUUCAGGGCAGUAAAACGAUCAGCUGUCAGAGAGUGGCCGAAGUCUUCGCCGCCUGGAGUGACCAUAGACCGGUCUGUAAAGUGAAGACAUGUGGCAGUAAUCUUCAAGGUCCUUCAGGAACCUUUACAUCUCCUAACUUCCCAAUCCAGUAUGAGAGUAACGCACAGUGUGUGUGGAUAAUUACUGCUUCAAAUCCCAAUAAGGUAAUCCAGAUCAACUUCGAAGAGUUUGACUUGGAGAUAGCCUAUGAUACUCUGACUAUAGGAGAUGGAGGGGAGGUGGGAGAUCCUACAACUAUACUGCAAGUCCUAUCAGGUAGCUUUGUUCCUGACCUGAUAGUCAGUAUGACGCACCAGAUGUGGCUUCACCUACAGUCAGAUGAGAGUGUCGGAUCUAUAGGAUUUAAGAUCAACUAUAAAGAAAUAGACAAAGAGAGCUGUGGUGACCCUGGGACUCCUCUCUAUGGAAUAAGGGAAGGAGACAGCUUUUCAAAUGGAGGAAUCCUGAGAUUUGAGUGCCAGUUUGGCUUCGAGCUUAUCGGAGAGAAAACUAUCUCCUGCCAAGACAACAAUCAGUGGUCGGCAAACAUCCCCAUAUGCAUAUUCCCCUGCAUGUCCAACUUCACAGCUCCCUCAGGAACCGUCCUCUCUCCAGAUUACCCAGAAGGCUAUGGGAACAACAUGAACUGUGUCUGGCUCAUCCAAUCAGAUCCAGGCUCCAGAAUCCACUUGGCAUUUAAUGACUUUGACCUUGAGGCACCCUACGAUUCCCUAACGGUGAAAGAUGGUGAGACAAAUGACGCCGUCGUCAUUGGGAGGUUCUCUGGAGCUGAGAGUCCUUCCCAUCUGACGUCCAAUACCAACACGCUGAGGCUGGAGUUUCAGGCUGAUCACUCCAUGUCAGGAAGAGGAUUUAAUAUCACUUACAGUACAUUUGGCCAUAAUGAGUGUCCAGACCCUGGCAUUCCUAUUAACGCUCGUCGCUUUGGAGACAGCUUCCAGCUUGGCAGCUCCAUCUCUGUGGUCUGUGAGGACGGUUUUAUCAAAACCCAAGGAACAGAGACCAUCUCCUGUCAGCUAGAAAGAGGAAAAGUCAUGUGGAGUGGGCCCAUUCCUAAAUGUGAAGCCCCAUGUGGAGGCCACUAUUCAGCCCCAAGUGGAGUGAUUUUGUCUCCUGGUUGGCCUGGUUACUAUAAAGACUCCCUCAGCUGUGAGUGGGUGAUUGAAUCAGAGCCUGGACGCUCCAUAAAAAUCACAUUUGACAGGUUCCAGACAGAGCUGGGUUAUGACUUCCUGGAGAUCCAUGAUGGGCCCAACCUCCUGUCUCCUCUGGUCGGCUCCUUUAAUGGCACCCAGGUGCCCCAGUUCCUGUUCAGCAGCAGCAACUUUCUUUAUCUCCUGUUUACCACUGAUAACAGCCGAUCAAACGCUGGCUUCAAAAUAUUAUAUGAAAGUGUUACGGUGGACAGCUACUCAUGUCUGGACCCUGGUAUUCCCGUCAAUGGUAUUCGGUAUGGACAGGAUUUCUCCAUUGGGUCCACAGUGUCAUUUGGUUGUGAUUCGGGCUACAGACUCAGCCAUGAAGAGCCGCUAGUAUGUGAGAAGAACCACUGGUGGAGCCACCCUUUGCCUACAUGUGAUGCUCUAUGUGGCGGAGAUGUUAGAGGUCCCUGGGGAACCAUCCUUAGCCCCGGCUAUCCAGACAGCUACCCUUCAUCUCUCAACUGUACCUGGACUGUUGAAGUCAGCCACGGGAAAGGAGUCCAGUUUCAGUUCAAUUCUUUUCAUCUGGAGGACCAACAUGAUUACCUCUUGGUUACUGAGAAUGGGAGUUUCCUGCAACCACUGGCUCGUCUGACAGGCAAUGAGUUGCCUAGCAACAUCAAUGCUGGUCUCUAUGGCAACUUCAAAGCCCAGCUACGAUUCAUCUCUGACUUUUCCAUUUCAUAUGAGGGCUUCAACAUAACUUUCUCUGAAUACACCUUGGAGCCAUGUGAGGACCCUGGAAUGCCUCGGUUCGGCAGGAGAAAUGGCUACAGUUUCGGCGUUGGUGACACAUUGUCUUUUUCCUGCAAUAUGGGCUACCGCCUAGAGGGGGCGCCAGAGUUGAUCUGUCUGGGAGGUGGGCGGAGAAUGUGGAGUGCUCCUCUACCAAGAUGCGUCGCGGAGUGUGGAUCUUCAGUUAUAAACAAUGAAGGGAUCCUUCUCUCUCCAAACUAUCCGAUGAACUACGACAACAACCAUGAAUGCAUCUAUAGCAUCCAGGUGCAGGCUGGGAAAGGCAUCAACAUCUCUGCUAGAACCUUUCAUCUUGCCCAAGGGGAUAUACUAAAGAUUUAUGAUGGCAAAGACAACACAGCCCACGUUCUUGGAGCAUUCACGGGAUCAUCUAUGUUGGGCCUGACGCUGAUUUCCACUUCAAACCACCUCUGGCUAGAAUUUUACAGUGAUGCAGACAGUACAGGAGAAGGAUUCAAACUGGUGUAUUCGAGUUUUGAGUUGUCUCAUUGUGAAGACCCAGGCGUGCCUCAGUUUGGCUUCAAGGUCAACGACCAAGGUCAUUUCUCUGGGAGCAGCAUCACAUACAGAUGUGAGCCCGGAUACACUCUGCACGGGGCUUCCACGCUGAAGUGUAUGACAGGGGAAAGGAGAGCCUGGGAUAACCCUCUGCCCUCUUGUAUCGCGGAAUGUGGAGGUCGUUUUAAGGGCGAGUCUUCAGGGAGGAUUCUUUCUCCUGGAUACCCGUUUCCCUACGACAAUAAUCUACGCUGCACUUGGACCAUUGAGGUGGACUCAGGAAAUAUUGUGAGUCUUCAGUUCUUGGCCUUUGACACAGAAGCCAGCCACGACAUGCUGAAGGUCUGGGACGGACCACCUGAAAAUGAAAUGUCUUUGGCAGAACUCAGCGGGUCUCUGCUACCUGAAGGAAUUCACUCCACGCUGAACACUGUCACUGUUCAGUUUGAGACUGAUUUUUAUAUCAGCAAAUCAGGAUUUGCUAUUCAGUUCUCCAGUUCGGUAGCUACAGCCUGCAGGGACCCAGGUGUACCAAUGAAUGGCAGUCGAAGUGGAGAUGGCCGUGAGCCGGGGGAUUCAGUGUCCUUUCAGUGCGACCCAGGAUACGAGCUCCAGGGGGACGACAAAAUCACCUGUAUACAAGUGGACAACAGAUACUACUGGCAGCCCAGCCCGCCUGUCUGCAUAGCUCCUUGUGGAGGGAACCUAACAGGCUCCAGUGGAUUUAUUCUCUCUCCUAACUACCCACACCCCUACCCUCACUCCAAGGACUGUGAUUGGCUCAUUGCUGUCAACUCUGACUAUGUCUUGUCAUUGGCCUUCAUCAGUUUCAACAUCGAGCCAAACUAUGACUUCCUGUAUAUCUAUGAUGGUCCAGAUAGCAACAGUCCUCUGAUUGGUAGCUUCCAGGACAGCAAACUCCCAGAGAGGAUAGAGAGCAGUUCAAAUACCAUGCAUUUAGCAUUCCGCAGUGAUGGGUCUGUUUCUUACACCGGAUUCCACCUGGAAUACAAAGCCAAACUGAGGGAAUCAUGUUUCGACCCAGGUGUGGUUCUGAAUGGGACCAGGCUGGGAUCUGAUUAUAAGCUGGGCUCUACAGUCACCUUCUACUGUGAAGCAGGAUAUGUUUUGCAGGGCUAUUCUACUUUAACCUGCAGUAUGGGAGACGAUGGCAGACCUGGAUGGAACAGGGCAUUGCCUAGCUGUCAAGCACCCUGUGGAAGUCGUUCUACAGGAUCAGAAGGGACUGUUUUGUCUCCAAAUUUCCCCAGAAACUACACCUCUGGUCAAACUUGUGUCUACUCUAUAUCUGUACCUAGAGAGUUUGUCCUCUUUGGUCAGUUUGUGUUGUUCCAGACAUCUCUAAAUGAUGUGGUAGAGAUCUACGAUGGACCCACACAACAAAACACACUAUUGUCUUCUCUUUCUGGGUCCCACUCUGGUGAGUCUCUUCCUCUGAGUACGGGAAACCAGAUCACCAUAAAGUUUACCACAGUCGGACUAGAAACUGCUAAGGGAUUCCACUUCGUCUACCAAGCUGUACCGAGGACCAGCUCCACCCAGUGCAGCUCAGUCCCUGAGCCACGCUUUGGGAAACGUCUCGGUAAUGACUUUGCAGUCGGCUCCUUGGUGCAGUUUGAGUGCAACCCUGGUUACAUCCUGCAUGGCUCUACUGCCAUACGGUGUGAAAGUGUCCCAGACAACCUGGCACAAUGGAAUGACACCCUGCCAACAUGUAUAGUUCCCUGUGGGGGUGUGUUGACCUCUCGUCGCGGAACGAUCCUGUCACCUGGCUAUCCAGAGCCAUACGACAACAACCAGAACUGUGUGUGGAAGGUCUCCGUUCCAGAAGGGGCUGGAAUACAGAUACAAGUUGUGAGUUUUGCAACCGAGCAUAACUGGGACUCUUUGGAUUUUUACGAUGGUGCUGACAACCACGCACCAAGACUGGGCAGCUACUCUGGCACCACUAUCCCCCCUCUGCUGAAUAGUACAUCUAACAACCUCUAUCUCAGCUUCAGCUCUGAUAUUAGUGUCUCAGCUGCUGGUUUUCACCUGGAAUAUACAGCUAUUGGUCUGGAGUCAUGUCCAGAGCCUCAGACUCCAAACUAUGGAAUUAGACAAGGAGACAGAUUUAUGGUCGGAGAUGUUGUGCAGUUUACAUGUGAACAAGGAUACUCUCUUCAGGGCAAUGCUCAUAUCACCUGCAUGCCUGGACCCGUUAGAAGAUGGAACUACCCUGUACCACUAUGUCUCGCCCAGUGUGGUGGGUCUAUGACAGAUGUAAGUGGAGUGAUUCUAAGUCCUGGUUACCCCGGCAACUACCCCAGUGGAUUAGACUGCACAUGGACAGUCAACUUACCCGUUGGGUUUGGCAUCCAUCUCCAGUUCCUGAACUUCUCCACUGAAGCGAUCCAUGAUUACUUAGAGAUCCGCAGUGGAACGCUCGAAACCGGCUCGGUCAUUGACCGGUUCAGCGGUCCAGUCAUCCCCAAGCCUCUGUUCAGCACCACCCACCAGACCAGUUUUUUCUUCCACAGCGACUAUUCACAAAACAAACCAGGCUUCCACAUCACAUAUCAAGCUUACCAGCUCCAGAGUUGUCCAGACCCUCAGCCAUUUCGAAACGGCAUUGUGAUUGGCACAGAUUUCAGUGUUGGGAUGACAGUGUCAUUUGAAUGCCUGCCUGGAUAUUCUCUGAUCGGAGAGGCUUCACUCACAUGUUUACAUGGAAUCAGCAGGAACUGGAACCACCCGUUACCACGAUGUGAAGCUCUCUGCGGUGGUAACAUCACAUCAUUAAAUGGAACCAUUUACUCUCCUGGUCACCCUGAGGAAUACCCCAACUUCCAGGACUGUGUGUGGAGUGUGAGAGUUCCUCCUGGACAUGGGAUUUACAUCAACUUUACUGUACUGAGCACUGAGCCCAUAUAUGACUACAUUACUGUCUGGGAUGGUCCAGACCAAUCUUCUCCUCAGAUCGGCCAGUUUAGUGGGAACACAGCUUUGGAGUCUGUCUACUCAACCUCCAACAUCAUCCUCAUCAAAUUCCACUCUGACUUCUCUGGGGCUGGCUUCUUUGUCUUAAGCUACCAUGCCUACCAAUUAAGGGUUUGUCAGCCUCCUCCAGAAGUGCCCAAUGCUGACAUACUGAUGGAGGACGGAGAGAUGGAGAUAGGUGACAUCAUCAGGUACAGAUGCCAUCCUGGAUUCUCACUGGUCGGCAGUGAGAUUCUCACCUGUCGCCUAGGAGAGAGACUACAGAUGGACGCACCACCUCCAACAUGCCAAGUCCAAUGCCCUGCACAUGAUGUGCGAUAUGACUCCUCAGGUAUCAUCCUGAGCCCUGGUUGGCCAGAAAGUUACCCUAACCUCCAAAUGUGUUCAUGGAGCGUUACAGUAGAGAAAGGAUACAACGUCACCAUUACCUUUGAAAGCUUCCACACUGAGAGAGAGUUUGACGUGUUGGAGAUUUUUGAUGGUCCUACAGCCAACAGUCCCACUCUGGCAACGCUGAGCGGCGAUCUGCCAACACCCUUUAACCUCACCACCUCUGGCCACCAGUUCCUGGUCCGCUGGUCGUCAGACCAUGGCACAAACAAGAAAGGCUUCAAAAUUCGCUAUGUUGCCCUGUACUGCUCCACCCCGGACUCUCCCCUCCACGGCUCUAUCUCCUCUCAGAGUGGCGGCCAUGUCAACAGCGUGGUGCGGUGGGCCUGCGACCGUGGUUACCGUCUCAUUGGCAACACCACAGCGACCUGCCGCCGCACAUCACUCGGCUACCACGCCUGGGAUUCUCCUUUACCUGCGUGUCAAGCUGUCUCAUGCGGGGCACCCAAAGCUCCUAUAAACGGCGGCAUUUUAACAGCUGACUACUCUGUCGGAACAAGAGUUUCCUAUUUUUGUAACGAUGGGUACAGGCUCUCCAGUAAAGAACUGACGUCAGCCAUCUGUCAGCCCGAUGGAACAUGGAGCAACCACAAUAAGAUACCACGGUGUUCUGUGGUAGUAUGUCCCAGCAUCGGGUCAUUUUCUUUGGAGCACGGUCGCUGGAGGAUUGUCAACGGCUCACACUACGAAUACAGAACUCGAAUCGUGUUCACCUGUGAUCCGGGAUACUACAGGCUAGGCCCCGCCCACAUCCAGUGCUUACCCAAUGGCGUGUGGAGCUGGAGAAACGAGAGACCGCACUGCCAGAUUAUCUCCUGCGGUGGACUACCAUCUCCACCCAAUGGGAAGAAGAUUGGUACUCAGACAACCUUUGGUGCUACAGCCAUCUUUACCUGCGAUGCUGGUUUCAUGCUGGUGGGGUCAGCAGUCAGAGAGUGCCUGUCAUCCGGGCUUUGGAGUGGAACGGAAACACAAUGUUUAGCUGGUCACUGUGGAAUCCCAGAAGGCAUUGUGAAUGGUCAGGUGAUCGGGGAGAAUUUUGGUUAUCGGGAUACGGUCGUGUAUCAGUGUCUACCUGGAUUUCGACUGAUAGGCUCAUCGGUUCGGAUCUGUCUCCAGGACAACCAGUGGUCUGGACAGCUUCCCGUCUGUAUAUCGAUCAGCUGUGGCCAUCCAGGAAGUCCCAUAUAUGGUCGUACGGUGGGAAAUGGCUUCAACCUCAACGAUGUGGUCAGCUUUGUUUGCAAUCGGGGUUAUGAAAUGGAGGGGCCUGCACAUGCUCAGUGCCAGGCCAACCGCCAGUGGAGCCACCCGCCCCCAACGUGUAAAGUGGUCAAUUGCUCUGAUCCAGGCAUCCCAGCCAACUCCAUUCGGCAGAGUAAAAUAGAGCAUGGCAACUUCACCUUUGGCACCGUGGUUUUCUACGACUGUAAUCCUGGUUAUUACCUGUUUGGGUCACCUGUACUGACCUGUCAACCUACUGGACAAUGGGACAAACCCCUUCCUGAAUGUAUAGUUGUUGAUUGUGGUCAUCCCGGCUCUCCCCCUAACGGUGUGCUGAGCGGAGAUAAGUUUACAUUUGGUUCAACGGUUCGGUACUCCUGUCUGGGGGGAAGACAGCUGAAAGGAGAAUCAUCCAGGACUUGUCAGCUCAAUGGGAUGUGGAGCGCCCCUAUGCCCUUCUGCUCUGGCGACACAGCUGGUUCCUGUGGCGAUCCUGGCAUUCCCUCCCAUGGUUCAAGGGAACAAACGGAUUUCAGGAUCCGUUCCAAGGUUUACUUCAGCUGCUCAGAGGGCUAUGAUCUUAUUGGUUCUUCAGAGAGGAUGUGCUUCCCUAACGGGACCUGGUCUGGCACGCAGCCCUUCUGUAAACCUGUCCAGUGUGGUAACCCUGGCACUCCCAGUAAUGGCAGAGUAUUUCGUUUGGAUGGAACGACGUUUUCUCACUCUGUCAUCUACUCCUGCAUGGACGGCUACCUGCUCACUGGCGCCAACACUAGGCAGUGUCAGGCCAACGGGACAUGGUCGGGAGUACAACCCAACUGUACCAUGAUCAACUGCGGGGAUCCAGGUGUGCCGGCUAACGGCCUUCGCUACGGAGAAGACUUCACAAUUGGUCAGAAUGUUUCCUUCCAGUGUCAGCCAGGAUACAGAAUGGAGGAGGAUGGAUCACCCGUGAGGACGUGCACCCAAAAUGGGACGUGGAGUGGGAAUAUGCCUUUAUGCACAGCGGUGACCUGCCCGGCUCCCCCUGCCAUCAGUAAUGGGGUACUGCAGGGCAGUGACUUUGAAUGGGGCAGCAGCGUGAGUUACAGUUGCUCACCUGGGUAUGAGCUCUCAUUCCCAGCUGUCCUGACCUGUGUGGCCAAUGGCACCUGGAGCGGCAUGCUGCCACAGUGCUUACCCAAGUUUUGUGGUGACCCGGGAACUCCGGUCGGUGGUUUCAGAGAAGGACGAAGUUUCAUCUAUCAAUCAGAAGUGUCCUUCAGCUGCACUCCACCUCUCCUCCUGGUCGGCACAGCAACCAGACUUUGUGAAAGUGACGGUGCCUGGAGUGGGACGCAGCCACGCUGUAUCGAACCAACCAAAACCAGCUGCGAUAACCCAGGAACGCCACGCUAUGGCUCCUUAAACCGGACCUAUGGUUUCAAGGUGGGAAGUGUGGUGUCAUUUCAGUGCCAGCCAGGCCAUUUGAUUCAGGGCUCUUCCUCUAGGACCUGCCAGCCUGAUCUGACAUGGAGCGGGACACAACCUGAGUGCAUACCCCAUGCCUGUAAGCAGCCAGAGAGCCCGCUCCAUGUGGACGUGGUGGGGAUGGAUCUGCCUGGUUUUGGCUACACCUUGGUGUACAGCUGUCAGCAUGGCUACUUCCUGGCAGGGGGUUCUGAACACAGAGUCUGCAAGAGUGAUGGCACUUGGACUGGAAAGAUGCCUAUAUGUCGAGCUGGAGAGAAGAAGAAACCUGUAAAACCAGCAACAGGAACUCCAAGCCCAAAACUAAAUGUUCCAGAUGAUGUCUUUGCUCCUAACUACAUAUGGAAGGGUUCCUAUAAUUACCGUGGGAAGAAGCAGCCUAUGACACUGAGCAUCACCACCUUCAACUCCACAACAGGGAGAGUCAACGUUACCCUUAGCAAUGGCAACAUGGAACUACUCCUAUCAGGAGUGUAUAAGGCUUCUGAGGCCAGGCUGUUACUGCUGAUGUACCAGGUGAACUAUGUGAACCUGGGAAACCAGCUGAAAGAUUCAGCCAUCUCCCCAGCCAAAAUCAUAGAUGACUCCUGGACCAUGGAUGGAUUUGUAUCAGCAGAGCCUGAUGGUUCAAGUUAUGUAUUCCAGGGUUUCAUUCAGGGAAAAGACUAUGGACAGUUUGGACUGCAAAGACUUGGUCUGAAUAUGUCGGAGAGUCCGAACUUGCCGUCCCCUCAGCCUGGUACCAACAGCAGUUCUGUGGCUAUCGCUAUUCUGGUGCCUUUCUUCGCUCUGAUCUUCACAGGCUUUGGCUUCUAUCUCUACAAACAAAGAACCACACCAAAAACACAGUACACCGGCUGCUCAGUCCAUGAAAACAACAACGGCCAGGCUGCCUUUGAGAACCCCAUGUACAACACCAACGCCAAGGCUGUGGAGGGGAAGGCUGUUAGAUUCGAUCCAAAUUUAAAUACUGUCUGCACCAUGGUCUGA
Messenger RNA from Xiphias gladius (swordfish), 10674 nucleotides. Its product is annotated as CUB and sushi domain-containing protein 3-like. The transcript is spliced from 72 exons. The coding region runs from base 1 to 10674 and encodes 3557 amino acids. The record is from RefSeq and is a predicted model, not a curated record. NCBI's taxonomy places the organism in Eukaryota, Metazoa, Chordata, Actinopteri, Istiophoriformes, Xiphiidae.